GCCCAGUUCGCUGUCGGAAGGCGGAGCCCGGGUUCAGAGAGCGGAGUCCGGACCUUGUCACAGGAUCCGGAGAGCGACCGCCUGUCCGGCGAGAUCCGGAGAGCGGCCGGCUGUCCGGUUGACACCGUGACGGAAGGGAGAUUUACAGACUCGGAGCGCUGCCGGUGAGGGGAUCGGCCAGACUCCGGCAGUCUCUGAUCGCAGAAGCCCGACUCCGCUCGGCGUCACGUUCACAAAGUGAAACUAAACAAGACCCGGAAGGCCCUCAUCUGGUACCGACAGAGACCGCGGUUCCCCCAGCAGGAAUCCAUUGGUUUACUGCUGGUGUGAAGAGACAUGGGUAGAUGGAAGAUGCGCUGGACUCAAAUCCUGAUUUUCUGUGGGAUCUGCUUCGCCUGUGCCAGGGCACAACAGUACAAGGUCACGGGGCCGGCGCAGGCCAUCGUGGCCAUGGUUCAAGGCGUGGCUGUUCUGGAGUGUCAGCUGAUCCCGGAGAACAUGCCAUUCAACAUGGAGAUACGCUGGAUGCGCAGCGACUCCCAGGCGAGCACCAUCGUCCACCUGUACCGCAACGGCAAGGAUGUGGUGGAGGACCAGGACGAGGCUUACCGGGGCCGCACCGAGCUCUUCAAGGAUGACUUCCAAAAGGGCAAUGUCUCGCUCAGGUUGAGUGGCGUGCGGCUGACCGAUGAAGGGGAAUACUUGUGUAUGGUGGAGUUUAACAGAGUCCCUGAGCAGGCACUUGUUCCACUGAAGGUUUCCAGCCUGGGUCUGCAACCUACCAUUCGGUUGGAAGGUUACCAAGGCAACGGGAUCAAGAUCCAGUGCAGCUCCUCUGGCUGGUACCCCGAACCCAAUAUUCUUUGGACCAGAAGCGGAGGGCAGGAGGUGCAGGCUGCCGUCCAGAAGACCAAGGAUAAGGAUGGCUUCUACGGCAUUUCCAGCUCCAUGGACGUGAUGAGUGACACGACUGAUAUCAAGUGCAGGGUGAAGGCCGAAAGGGUGAAGGCACUGACAUCCAGGCUGAAGAUCCCAGAUGAAUUCUUCCCACGUGUUUCAAAAUUCUUCAGCGUGUUCAUGGUUUUCUUCGUCCUUCUGCUCAUCGUACUUCUGGCUGCUGGGGCGUUUUACUACAAGAAGCGGACAGACGCCAGUGAGUUGUACAGACGUCCCACACUUUUUGAACAUCAGACCAUAAUCAACAAAAUAGAUAAAUGGAAAACCCUUGCAGAAAAUGCCAAGAAUAAUUAUGAUCUGGAGCAGAUGCUGUCCACAGCAGCCGCAGAGAGAGUCAUUGAUGCUGCAGUGUCGAUCACCUUUGACCCAGACACCGCCAACCCAUACCUGAUCAUCUCAGACGACCACCUGAGUGUCUCGUUCACUGAAGAAUGGACGGAGAAGAAGGACAACUCCAAGCGCUUCAACGCCAGGCUCUUUGUGAUGGCCUGUGAGGGCUACGACAGCGGCAGGCAAUACUGGGAGGUGUUCGUGGGUAAUAAGCCUGAUUGGGACCUGGGGGCGGCCUACGCAUCCAUCCCCAAGAAUGACUGGGUCACCCUGAGCCCCGAUAACGGGAUCUGGACUAUCGGCAAGCGUGGCCAGUUGUACGAGGCCAAUGACGAGUUCCCCGUUCCACUGGAGGGAAUGGCCGCUGCUGAGACCAUUGGCAUUUACGUCGACCAUAACCUGGGCACGAUCCACAUAUUUGAUGCCGAAGCCAUGGCCCACAUCUACACAUUUCGAGCCAAAUUUACUGAGAAAGUCUACCCCUUCUUCAGUCCCUGGGGGUCACAGGAGAAAAUGAAGAUCUCCCCCAUUUGACUCUUCAGGAGGUGAGCAUGAUGGCACAGGAGGAGCCCUGUGGCCAACUGGGGAAUUCACUUCUAAGUUCACCAAACAGUAAUUUCAAUUCUGGAAAACUCCAGAUGACUUUUACAGAAUGCUGCAGAGAUCAUAAACACCAGAGAUUCUGCAGAUUCUGGAAAUCCGGAGCAACACAUGCAUUCAAAAUCCUGGAACAAUUCAGCAGAUCAGGCUUCGUUUACAGAAAUGAGUAAACAGUCAAAGUUUCAGGCUGAGAACCGUCAUCAGGGCUGAAAAGAUGCCAGAAUUAAAAAAAAUGUAGGGAGGGGAGGGGGGGGGGGGUCUAUAAAUCAGUGAGUCUCACAUCAGUCGUAGGGAAAUUUUAUUUUUUAUUUAUUCAUGUACGGGAUGUCGGCAUCACCAGCUAAGCCAGCAUUUAUUGCCCAUCCCCAGUUGCCCCUGAGAAGGUGGUGAUGAGCUGCCUUCUUGAACCACUGCGGUCCCUGAGGUAUCACUUCACUGAAGCAGUCACCCCAGCCCCUUAACUCUUCCACCUAUCACCUCCCAGCUUCCUUCUUCAUCCUGCUUCCCAUCUCCCACCUUCUUAUUCUGUCACCUUCAUCCUUCAUUACCUUUGGCUGGAACAUUGACUGUUUGUUCAUUUCCAUUUUUUCCCAAUUCAACCAUUUUCUAUUACGCAGGUCCCCAAGUCCUGACAAUGUCCUUGUAAAUUUCUGUGCACUUCUUCAAUUUUAUUGAUAUCUUUCCUAGUCUCAAACUUACUGAUGUAAUUUAUUCAGAUGUAAUUAAAACUGAUGUAUUCAGUUUAAAGUGAUUGGCUCUGAAAGUCUACUUUCAAAAGUUAAGUAAGUUUAUAAAUGACUCUGACAUGUCUCUGACAUUAGAUUUUAUCUGUCAUGCCUGCCCUUUGACUGGUAUGAACUACCUGUGCACUACAUUCUUAUUCAGAAAUGUUCAGUUUUUCUAAAUGCAGGGCGGGGAGGGGUGGGAU
Hypanus sabinus (Atlantic stingray) is the source of this 2815-nucleotide messenger RNA. Its product is annotated as butyrophilin subfamily 3 member A1-like. The record is from RefSeq and is a predicted model, not a curated record. The transcript is spliced from 12 exons. NCBI's taxonomy places the organism in Eukaryota, Metazoa, Chordata, Chondrichthyes, Myliobatiformes, Dasyatidae. Gene Ontology annotation, molecular function: protein binding. The coding region runs from base 337 to 1821 and encodes 494 amino acids.